Molecule: messenger RNA, 1395 nt
Organism: Didymodactylos carnosus
Lineage: Eukaryota; Metazoa; Rotifera; Eurotatoria; Philodinida; Philodinidae
Source: the annotation of a GenBank genome assembly
AUGCCAAAUGUACCAAUCACAAUGACGUCAUCAAACUGUUCUGCUUGUAAAUAUUCGUGUCGAUGUACUAUCGAUCCUAUUUUCAUGUCAAUGAAUUGUUCAUCAUAUCUACUAAAUAUCACUUAUGACGGUUGUUCAACCGACUGGUAUGAAAUCAAUUUUUCAUCUCGAAAUUUAGAGUAUUUAAAUCAUGAUACCUUUAAACAAUUACGAACAAAACGUUUAUUAUUAAAAUCAAAUUUAAUCUCAUUAAUUGAUGAUACAACGUUUACAUCUAUGUCGGUUAUACUUGAAUAUCUUGAUUUACAACUAAAUCAAUUACAACAAUUAACAAAUUGGAUACCAACACUAAAAACACAAUUGAAAGAACUGAAUAUUGCCUCAAAUCAGUUAGAAACAUUAACACAUCUAGAAACAUUGACAAAACUGGAAGUAUUGAAUGUAUCAAGAAAUCAAAUACAUGUAUUUCCAAAAGAAUUACACUAUCUAAUAUCAUUGAUCACUCUUGAUUUGUCAUAUAAUAAACUUUCGUCAAUACCAAGAUAUGCAUUAAACGGAUUAACAAAUUUAACAUACUUGUCAUUUGCAUCAAAUCGAAAUUUAUCAUGUAUUAUUCAAGACUCAUUUAAAUAUUUAAAAUCUUUAAAAUCUUUGGAUUUAUCUAGUACAAAUUUAAAAGAUUUGGAUGCAUGUUCAUUUAAUCAAUUAGUCAAAUUACAAAUAUUGAAAAUUGAACUUGUUCCAUUAAAUUGUACAUCAUGUUGGUUACGAAUUGCCUAUGAAAACAAUAUUCAAACAUUAGGUCAAUGUAUUGAUGUCACUCAAACAUUUAAUUUAUCAAAUUCUCUAAGCACAUUAUCUCGUUGGUGUCAAACAACGGCAGUUAAUUGUUCAACGGAUUAUUGUGAACCGGGUACAUAUUUAAACAUUGAUAUACCAUCAUCAGCUCUAAGUGUUCAAUCAAAACGUAGUCAACAUAGAAAUUUAGAUAUUAUAUUGGGUAUCAUUUUCGGUACAAUUGGAUUAAUUACUCUACUUGUUAUUGCCUUUAUUUUAAAUCGUUUACGGCAAGGAAAAAAACCAUGUUUUUUAAAUGUUAAAAAACGUUCAACAACAACAUCAACAAGAACAAUUGUUUCAAAUGAUCCAUCAGUUAUUGAAUCGGUUGUUACUCAUGGUGGAAAUGGAAACAAUCGUGACCAAAUCUAUGCCAAUAAUUACAUAGAUAAAACUCGUUCAACAAAAGAUAGUAAAAAGAGACUAAAUUUUGGUUACGAUAAACAUAAUCCCGUAUUUUCUACAAAUCCAUCACAAUUGAAAAACGAGAAUAAUUUAAUUAUUGAAAAUACCUAUACUGGAGGAAAUAAUAAUGGAUCAUUUUCGGAAGAUUUGUAA